AUAUAAUAUAACUUAAUUUCUUGAUCUCUGCAAAAACAAUCAAAUAAUUUCAGCCAAUCAGAGUGAUCUUCGGGUCUGGCUCCUCCCCUUGCUCUGACUCAUGUUGUCCUGUUUUGACUGCAGCACGUGAGCCUCCGCCGCGGUACAUGGAGUCCCUGCAGGAUCAGCUGGAGAGGGGAUGUCCAGGAAACGAGCAGCGGAGCCGGAGUCUGGAUCCAGUGACUCCCCUGAGAGCAAGCGGACCUGCUGGGGGGUUCUGAUCAGCCAAGGUUCCUGGGCAGAUCGCUCUCCGCUUCAUGACGCAGCCUCUCAGGGUCGCCUCCUGGUCCUACGGAGGCUGCUGGCUGAGGGAUAUCAUGCAAACAUCAACACCAUCGACCGUGUGACGCCCCUCCAUGAAGCUUGUCUGUCAGGACACGUAGCAUGUGUUAGAGCGUUACUAAGUGUUGGAGCUAAUGUGAAUGCUGCCACCAUCGAUGGCGUCACUCCUCUGUACAACUGCUGUGCCUCAGGGAGUGUGGCCUGCAUGGAGCUGCUGCUGCAGAGCGGAGCGCACACCCACGCACGUCACACACACUUCCCUUCACCUUUGCAUGAAGCCUGCAGGAGAGGAAACAGCCAGUGUGUGGAGUCCCUUCUGUCUCAUGGAGCAGAUCCAGACUACCAGCUCCCCCACCUGGGCUCUCCUCUCUAUGUCAGCUGUCUGCACCGACGCACCGCCUGCUCCAAGAUGUUGUUGGACAGCGGUGUGUAA
Cyprinodon variegatus (sheepshead minnow) is the source of this 754-nucleotide messenger RNA. It is a transcript of the gene asb5, whose product is annotated as ankyrin repeat and SOCS box containing 5. Gene Ontology annotation, molecular function: protein binding. The transcript is spliced from 5 exons. The record is from RefSeq and is a predicted model, not a curated record. Gene Ontology annotation, biological process: positive regulation of protein catabolic process; protein ubiquitination. The coding region runs from base 179 to 754 and encodes 191 amino acids. NCBI's taxonomy places the organism in Eukaryota, Metazoa, Chordata, Actinopteri, Cyprinodontiformes, Cyprinodontidae.